Molecule: messenger RNA, 2213 nt
Organism: Columba livia (rock pigeon)
Lineage: Eukaryota; Metazoa; Chordata; Aves; Columbiformes; Columbidae
Gene: HINT3
Product: histidine triad nucleotide binding protein 3
Exons: 5
Coding region: 43-549 (168 amino acids)
Molecular function (GO): catalytic activity
Source: RefSeq, a predicted model, not a curated record
GCGCGCUGGGCGGGCGGUGUGUGCGGGCGUGGGGCGGGGGCCAUGGCGGGGGAGGAGGCCGCGGCCGCCGCCGCCACCAGCACCGAGGGGAGAGAAGCCGGUAACGGCGGUGGCUACGACAGCAAGUGUGUGUUCUGCAGGAUCGCCCGCCGGGAGGAGACGGGCACGGCGCUGCUGCCCUGCCAGUAUGACGACCUUGUUUGCUUCAGAGAUAUCAGACCCGGUGCCCCCCACCACUACCUGGUGGUGCCGGUGGAGCACAUGGGGAACUGCAAAACGCUCAAGGCAGAACAUGUACCUGUAGUGCAGAGAAUGGUGGAAGUUGGAAAAGCUGUUCUUCAGAGAAAUAAUUUUAAUGACUUGAAUGAUGUAAGAAUGGGUUUUCACUGGCCUCCGUUCUGCUCGAUAUCCCAUUUGCAUCUUCAUGUCCUGGCCCCAGCCAGUCAGCUAGGAUUCUUAUCCAGGCUCGUCUACAGAAUCAAUUCGUACUGGUUUAUCACGGCUGAUCAACUGAUUGAGCGACUGCAAACUGAAAAUGCUGCCAGCUGAAAGCGCUCUUAGCCUUGUGUUGUUAGCCAGUUUGUUCCUUGUCUUUGAACUCUGAUUUAAGGUUGCACAGUUUGGUGUUACCAAUAAUAUAACAGGAUAAAAAAAGCUUUAGUUCCUUAUGAGGAAAUACACACAAUUUGUAGCUGCCAACCUAAUUCUCCUGUUUGGAUACUUGAGUCUAUAUACUUCUCUGACAAUAAGGUGAUGUAUUUUAUUAUUGUGUGUAUAUAUAUACUUAUAUAAAAUACAUAAUACAUACAUACACAUAUGCACACGUUCAGAGAACUUUUCCUGUAAAGGGCAGGGUAUAGCAGCAGAAUGUAUUCCAACUAAGGCAACAAGUUACUACUAACAGCAUGUACGUGGUACCAAAGGGAUUAUUUGUUGCUGAAUCAAGCUUCUAUUUUAAAGAUGCGUUGUUCUGGAAUUGCAAAUAACAUUUAAAACAUUGAGGUUUCCAUCUGUAUUUGUAUGAUAUGUUACUCAUGCCUAGUUAUUAGUAGGUACGCUGCUGAAAGUACACUACUGACUUUCUGGUGCUAAACCACUUUAAUAUGAUUACCUGUCUUAUUUGCAUGACAGCGACAAUGUAAAUGUUAAUACAGUAGGUGCCCAAGAUGUGAUAAAGAUAUAUAACAUAGAAUAUAGUUUAAAUGUAUGUGUAAGUGGUUGUAUGUUGGACUUAGAUUUUUUUCUUUCUUAUGUGCACAAUAUUUUAAAUUAGUUAUUGUAUGUUUACAAAAAAUGUGAAGAGUUCAGAUGUAUUGAUUUAAUGUACCGCUCUUCUGCAUGAUGGUAGAAAAAAAAUCCAAUUUUUUAGAUGGUUCUGAUACUGUUCUUACUGGAAGUCCCUUGUGGAUUACUAAUGCCCUGGCUAAAUUUGAUUUCUAAAUGAAGUCAUAAGAGAAGCGAGUCUUUAGUUCAGUGAGUGUGUGGCAGGUUCCUUAAGGAACCGGCUGAACAUCUGCGUUUGCUGUAUGACUCUGAUCAGUAAUACUAGUGUUCUGUUUCUCAGUACCAUAUUAAGGUGAACUGUUCGGAAAGUUAAAACUGCAGAAAAUGCAGAGUGGAUUUUCUUCAUUCACAUUCUUGGUGCCUAACUGAUCAAGUGUCCUUGGCUGAUGCAUUUAGAUACAGCUGAGGUGAUGAUCUGUUCCAUCUGCAAGCUUCCCUGAACGUAAUCUUCUCAGUGUUUUCCACUGAUCCAGCACCUCUUGCCUUAGUGGUACAAUGAAUUGUAAUAUUCUUACAGUAAACUGUAAUAACUUCAGAAAGUUCACACCCUUCUGAAGAGUGUUUUCUACCCAGGAAAGUUUGUAUCUCUUCUCUAAGACCUUGCUUGAAAUGCCUUGUUAUUCUUAUUAGUGGGGCGCUUAUGUGUCAUUUGCAGUCCUUUGGGGUUUUAAUUUCUAACAAUAAGUAGGAAGAGUGUAAACUAAAGCCACUGAACUUUGACUGCUUCUGUGCAAUAGAUUAGGAGGUUUAAGGUGACUCCUGGCUUUGUGAAAUCUCUGAACAUUAAGAUCUCUAAAGAGUUAAUACUCUGUGUGUUCUGAUUUGUAAUUAAUUUAUGUAACUGUACUUAACUGUGACAUGUAAUAUUUAAAGUACUAACAUGAACUGCUGUCAAAAGGAUUAAUAAACAACAAAUGCUAAUGUUGGAA